This is a messenger RNA of Maniola jurtina (meadow brown), 1610 nucleotides long. RefSeq lists its product as uncharacterized. Lineage: Eukaryota; Metazoa; Arthropoda; Insecta; Lepidoptera; Nymphalidae. The record is from RefSeq and is a predicted model, not a curated record. The coding region runs from base 148 to 717 and encodes 189 amino acids. Gene Ontology annotation, cellular component: nucleus. The transcript is spliced from 4 exons. Gene Ontology annotation, biological process: maturation of SSU-rRNA from tricistronic rRNA transcript (SSU-rRNA, 5.8S rRNA, LSU-rRNA).
GUUAUUGACUUGUCACUUGACGUUAAUAAUCAAUUUGAGGUUAUGACAUGUUUGUACCAAAAUAUCUUGCAGGUUCCUUAUAAAUAUGUGAUGAACACAUUCGAUGGAUCGAUAGCUUUGUUCUGGAAGAGAAUUAUAUGAGCAACCAUGUUAUACGACGAUUUCAAACCUAUAGUGGACCUAGUUUUAAACAACUGGACAGCCCUACAGCUGGCUGUGGAACAUGGGAUGGGCGCUCCAGGCGGCGAAAAAACUGCACAACUGAUGUCAGUGUAUGUAGCGAGGUAUUGUGUGGAAAAUGUACCAGACCGAAAUGAAUUGACAGAGAUGUUAGAGGACUUGAUGGACGAAGAGUUCGAGACUGUGUGCCAUGAUGAUUCACCUCAAGAAGUUGCAAUACUACUUAUGUACUACCUGGGCUUGCUGAAGGAAGGCAGACACGAAGAGCUGAGAAAUCAUAUACAAGCAAUGCCCAAAUGCCAAAAAUGGCUCAGUGAACCUAUACACAACUCAGUACCACCUCAAUGCCAUGGCAACCCCGAUGACGACACAACCAGUAGCAGUGGAGGACAAAGUGACAUCGAGGAAGAUGUUGAAGAAGGAAAUAGUCAAGCAAAUGGUGACGUGGCUGCUUCAAUGGAGAAUAAUGAACCAGAACCCAUGGACGAAGAUGUGGAACCAGGAUGGUCGGUUGUUAGAACACGCAGGCGGAAAUAGAAUAAUCACAUAAAUUACUAUCAACUUUUCAUGAGUCACUCAUUUUCGACUUAGCAUAAUGUUACAUGAGUUUGUGACUGAUACUCACGUUUCGCUGACACUAAAAUGAUGUUAAAUGAGUUACUCAUAUUCAACUUAGCACAUUUCAUGAGUUUGUGAAUGGCACUCAUGUUUGACCUAGCAUUGUUAAUGAGAUUGUGAGUGAUAUUCAUAUUGAACCUAGUAACUUUACAUGAGUUUGUAAGUGCCACCCAUCUUCUAUGUGAGUUCAAAAAACUCUUGUUCAUUGUAGCAUGUUAUAUGAGUUUACUCAUAUUAAACCUAAUGUAACAAUGACAUGAGUUUGUGAGUGGCACUCAUAUUUAAUCUAGCACAUUACAUGAGUAUGAGUAGUACUCAUAUGUUACAUUAGUUUGUAAGUGGCACUCAUAUUGUCCAACAUAGCACUGUAUGAGUUCAUGAAUGAUAUUCAUUUUUACCUAGCAAGUCACUUGAAUUUGUAAGUCCAGCUCAUCUUCAUCCUAGGAUGUUCCCGGCAUUCAACAGAGUAUUAUCUGUGUAAUGAAACAAUAUGAACCUGUUGACUUAGUUAAAAGUUUUUGAAACACACUUCUAAAAUACUUUUUUUUUUACUUUUUGCAUUUUUAUAUGCUGCAUUUUUAAUACUAAGUGAAAAUCUAUGGUUAGACAUGAAGAUGAUAAACCAAAACAAUCAAUCAGUGGGUACUUAUAUUAUAAUAUUUAGUCAACAUAAAAUACCAAUAAGAAAUAUACAGCAGAGCUAUGUUAACUGAUAAGUUUGGACUAGAGGUCACAAUAAUUUUCUCUUUAGUUGCACAGUAGUGGAGUAUGUUGUAAAAGUAAUGUUAUUUUUUGUUCUCUCUUGUCUGGCU